GAUUAUCAACAAUAGAUUCUCGCAAGAAUUUGUCAUCACUGACAUUAACAGGUUGAUAUUACAACGGUCGAAAAUUCCAAGAAAACUUCUGCCAAAUACUCUGACAUUAAAUGCAUCUGGUUCGGGAUGUGCUUUUGUGCAGGUAUCGGUGAAAUACAAUGUACCUGCUAUUGAAAUACCGUCGGCGUUUGAUCUUAAGACUUCCGUUCAUCGUCGCGAUGCAAGAGAGGAAGAAGAAACUACCUCAUGUCAUCCAUUGCGACUGCAAAUUGAAGCAAAAUGGCUCAAAAAAGAUGUUUCCAAUAUGGCAAUAGUGGAUGUUAAACUUGUGUCUGGAUUCAUCGCGAACAAAAAAUCUCUGGAAUUGAAAUUAAGACACUCAAAAAAUGUUGCUUCAUGCUCAACUCGUUCAAACAAUGAUGAAACACACUUAAGAAGAUACGAAAUUGAUGGACAACGUGUUAUCCUUUAUUUUAACAAGAUAAAGGCUAUGAUUUUCUCGCUGGAUAUAAUACAGAGUACUGUGGUGAAGAACGCCCAACCUGGAGUUGUCAGUGUUUAUGAUUAUUACGAUCCAGAUAGCCAAGCAAAAAUUUUGUACAACAUCACUGAAAAUGACUGCCAUGGAAGGGAAAGAAAAGGAUGUCCAUUGACACCUUGUGGUUCUCACAGUCACUGUACAAAUAUCAAUGGUUCCUACACCUGCCAAUGUGAAUCAGGCUAUACAUCAUCCAACGGUGGACAAUCUUGUACAGCUACAGAAUGUCCUGAGGACUGGAAAAAAAUCGACGGCCUUUGCUUUUACAUUAGCAAUGACACUGCGUCUUCAUGGAAUAGUGCACGAGAUGACUGUCGUGAACGUGGCGGCCAUUUGACGGUUCCAACCAACUCCGAAAUGAAUGGUAUUGUCCUACAUGCCAUCCAGCAACGUAACAUUGAAUCAGUAUGGAUUGGCGUUUAUAGGAAAUAUGAAAGAAAGUUCUACGAAGUGGGUGGUGAUGAGAUAUUUUACCACAACUGGGAUUACAUGGAGCCAAACAACGUGUGGGAAGGAAAACUGCGUCGAAUUGCGAAACCUACCCCAUUUCUCAAAAAAAGGGGAUGGAAUGAUGUGCCAUGUAACAGGAGCGAUCUUCAUUACGUUUGUCAACGUUGUUUAUAA
Messenger RNA from Dendronephthya gigantea, 1162 nucleotides. RefSeq names its product neurocan core protein-like. NCBI's taxonomy places the organism in Eukaryota, Metazoa, Cnidaria, Anthozoa, Malacalcyonacea, Nephtheidae. The transcript is spliced from 8 exons. Gene Ontology annotation, molecular function: calcium ion binding. The record is from RefSeq and is a predicted model, not a curated record. Gene Ontology annotation, cellular component: extracellular region. The coding region runs from base 305 to 1162 and encodes 285 amino acids.